AUGGCUCCUACCGGCGCGAGCUCCAUUUCGGAGCUCUACAAAUCCUACAAGAAGUUGACGAACUGCUUUUUGAGCUGGCUCUGGUGCCAGCAUCGACUCAAAGCACCCAGCGACUCCAGCCUAAAUUUCAGAUCCACCGCCGACAUCUUGAGAACAGCGAAGGUCUUACAGAAGGCCAAAUCCACCGUUCCGACCUCCGUGAUCGGCUUCCUCCGAAGUGCCAUAGAAAAGCGGAAGCUUGUGGCCAAUAUUUACCGGCAAUUUGGCGCCGGUCAUGAUGGACAUGACGCAUUCAACGACAGGCUUGAGGAAGUUCUUUCCAUGCUCACUCCUCUGGUAGGGGAAUUGGGCGCUCCUCUGGGGGACAAACCUGACCUUCAAGAUUCGACGGCAAACACCUUGUUCUCUCGCCUCCCGACGGUCGAGUCUGAGCCCGAGAACCAGAAAACCCCCGUUGAAGCCGGUCAUAAACAUUGUGGCUCGCCUAUGUCUUCUUCUCAUACCACGAGCACAACAAAUGAAUCCGACAUGCCCUCGGACUUUUGCUUGGAAGACGACAAAAUCCGCGAGCUGUUCGAUGCUGCCUAUUUUCUAAUGGAGCUGGAAAAUGUGCACAAUGUGAUCAAAAAAUGCUGGGCAGAUGCUUCUCACGGCAGCGUCCCCUUGCCUUUGGCGGCUUGGAUGAACAACUUUGCGGUGUACUCUAUCGCCAGAGAGAUACCGCCGAAGUUCGUUUACGUUUGCUCCAACUUGGCUAUGAACCCCGAGAUGACCUGCAAAUUCUUUUCUAAGCUCUCCAACAAGGUCGAUCCGAGAACACUGCUUUCACAUGCGCGUCGUUUCUUCAUGCUCGCUCAGGCCAUCAACGACUACGGCAGAACGCUCAUUGGCAAACCGAUGCUCAACAUUCAAGGAGUGGGGGUCGUAUGCAACAUACCUGAGUGUCAAUGCAAGUUCAGUCUCCCAAAAGGCCUUGUACCUAGGGGUGAUCUCAAGGGAGACGAGAUCUCCGAGUCAGACAAGGCGACUGUUCUCUCUGUUUUCGAGACCAUGCGCGACGACCUCACCAACACACGGGCAAUCGGUAUGCUGGAAGCCACGAAACCCUUGACGUGUGGGUGCUUUACCCCAGUCUGCGAUUCCUUCCUCUUCGGUGCCAGAAACUUUUUCUCGCAAACUGAGCCCAUCGCAUCGUCUAGGCUUGUCGCGGCCUUGAAUCUGUUCCUUGUGACAGAACAGUCGGCCACCACUACUUCGGGUGCGAAGAUAACACGGCCUCAUUCUCGCUUCAGGGCCAUUCGUCUGGCCAUUGACUUCCGAACCAGUCUCUUACCAGUCAUGAAAUCCCUUAAUGCGAUGGGCCCGAACUGCAGGAGAGCUAAAUACUGGCAUGAACAGCUCCAAAAAGUCCGUGAUGGGCUUGAAGCUUAUGCCUCAGAGAAGAUGUUCGACACCUAUCAUACGUCGCCAUGGAUUGUCGGCAGCCACAUGACGGAAAUUCUGACCGCCGCUUUCGCUUUUGGUUAUCUCGUCAACUCUGAAUGGGCGGUCAUUUCAUCGGCCCUGCACCUCUACAACGCUAUGCGCCAUGGCGUUACCAGCACCCCGAGAAUACCCGUUUUCGACGACCUCUCUCAGGUGCUCAUCCAAUCCAUCUUCGGGGCGAAAUUGCCAGAGAGAAACUUCUGCUCCACCUUCCGUCGCAUUGUAUAUCACAGCAAAAUGGAAAAGACCGCAAAUGCCGAUGGCAAGCUUUACCGUUUGCAAGCUGGAUUGAUGAACCGGCCGGAGACCAUGGACAUUGACUCUGGCUUUAUUGACCAGCACUUUUCGAAUCAUGAAAGUGGCCCAUUGUUCCAGGGACAAGUUCUGGGCAUUCCUUGCCAGCCAGAAUUAGGCCAAAAGUCUUACAACAAGAUCGAAGAAGCUCGGUCUAAGCUCACACUCUCAGAAUACAUGGAGAAAGCCAAGAGGACAGCCCUUAUGGAUAUUGAGGGACCACAUCCCAUCGCCCGCGUCAACUUCUUCGCUGUUUUCACCUUGUGCAGCAAGUUUCUGACCAAAUUCGGUAGUCUCGAGAAAUCAUUCGUUCCCAUGGACAAAUUUGAGUCGCUUUUUGCCGACCAGACGCUCAGAAACGAUAUUGUUAUUGGCCGCUGCCAUGCAGAGUUGUUGAUGGAGUCCAUCGACGACUUCUCGAACAGCAAACAGGGCAGACGUCAUUUGGAACGGAUGCGUUCGCCUCGUAACGCUGUCCAGGCGUUCGAAGAGAUCGAUCCGGAGACGACCCUGGCGCAAUGCAUGUGGAAUCUCUGA
Molecule: messenger RNA, 2316 nt
Organism: Colletotrichum gloeosporioides
Lineage: Eukaryota; Fungi; Ascomycota; Sordariomycetes; Glomerellales; Glomerellaceae
Exons: 3
Coding region: 1-2316 (771 amino acids)
Source: RefSeq, a predicted model, not a curated record